AGCGGAGCCUGGAAUAUGGUCGGGGAAAUGGAAACGAAGGAGAAGCCGAAGCCCACUCCGGAUUACCUGAUGCAGUUGAUGAACGACAAGAAGCUCAUGAGCAGCCUGCCCAACUUCUGCGGGAUCUUCAACCACCUCGAGCGGCUGCUGGACGAAGAAAUUAGCAGAGUACGGAAAGACAUGUACAAUGACACAUUAAAUGGCAGUACAGAGAAAAGGAGUGCAGAAUUGCCUGAUGCUGUGGGACCUAUUGUUCAGUUACAAGAAAAACUUUAUGUGCCUGUAAAAGAAUACCCAGAUUUUAAUUUUGUUGGGAGAAUCCUUGGACCGAGAGGGCUUACAGCUAAACAGCUUGAAGCAGAAACUGGAUGUAAAAUAAUGGUCCGAGGAAAAGGCUCAAUGAGGGAUAAAAAGAAGGAGGAGCAAAAUAGAGGCAAGCCCAACUGGGAGCAUCUAAAUGAAGAUUUACAUGUACUAAUCACUGUGGAAGAUGCUCAGAACAGAGCAGAAAUCAAACUGAAGAGAGCAGUUGAAGAAGUGAAGAAAUUACUGGUACCUGCAGCAGAAGGAGAAGACAGCCUAAAGAAGAUGCAGCUAAUGGAACUCGCAAUUCUGAACGGCACUUACAGAGAUGCCAACAUUAAAUCACCAGCCCUUGCCUUUUCUCUUGCAGCAACAGCCCAGGCUGCCCCAAGGAUCAUUACUGGGCCUGCACCUGUCCUUCCUCCAGCUGCCCUUCGUACUCCUACGCCAGCUGGUCCUACCAUAAUGCCUUUGAUCAGACAAAUACAGACCGCUGUCAUGCCAAACGGAACUCCUCACCCCACUGCUGCAAUAGUCCCUCCAGGGCCCGAGGCUGGGUUAAUCUACACGCCCUAUGAAUACCCCUACACGUUGGCACCAGCUACAUCGAUCCUUGAGUACCCUAUUGAACCCAGUGGUGUAUUAGGUAUGGCUUUCCCAACGAAAGGCUAAGAAUUCAAGAUCGGUCUUAACUGAACCCUCAUCAGAUCUGAAUUUAACAAAUGCUUAGUCUCAGCAGCCUCCGGGGAAAAAGCUUAGCCUAGCAGUCAGUGGCUUACUUGCACUUUUUGCACAUAGAUAUAAAGUAAAAUCGUGUUAUUAAUUUGGUUUAGUCUGUAAUAUCACAAAGUAAUGGUAAUUUAUAAAAGAGUGUAUAGUAGUGUACUGACUGCUAAGUGUACUAUACUGUUUGCUUUACUAAUCACCUAAUUCAUUGCAGUUCAUACUUAUUGACUCAGAGUUUAAAACCACAAUCUGUAGGCUUUAAGAAUUGCUUUUAAACCUUUUUAAAGUAACAAACUCUGGAAGUGGUCUUAAGGUUAGUAAAUAAUUAUCAGUAUUAAACAUGGCAUUAUUUAGUCCUGCUGAAAGAAAGGCACUUCAGUGAAUAUGUGACUAGUAAAGCUCAAAUAUGUUUGCAUCUAAUAAAUAAAGUUCGUGAAAUACUGUAUACUGUAAAUGAAUGGAUAAGAUAGGUUAAGGCCAACAUGUUUGAAAUGAAUGCACUAUUAAUAGAUGCAUAUAUGUGACAUAUUACAGUUAAUUUUAAAACUACUGUGCCUUAACAUGUUUCUUAAACUUUUGUGGUAAAUGAAUAUUUGAAAACCAUUUUGAUAAACCUGCUGUUAAUGUUUCCCUCCCCCCUUAUGUAUGUUUUCUAACUUUGUCUUGGUAAUUGCAAUUUAACUAGGUGCGGUGGCUACUAAAGUUCGAAGGCACGAUAUGCGUGUCCAUCCUUACCAAAGGAUUGUGACCGCAGACCGAGGUUAGUUUAGUUCUGCAGUUCUUGUUUAUAAGAAAUACGUUGGGUGUCCAUAAAAUUUGCAACACCACACCUGAUGGAAAAUGUAACUGCUUACCUGCACACUGUUUUCUUUCUUGUUCUGAACUCAUUUGUAAUGGAUGACAGGUUUAAGGGUUGGGAUUUUUGUUUUAUUUUGUUUUGGUUUUUUUCCUCCCUUCAUAUUUUAACUUAUUAAAUUUCUAGUAUUGUGUACUAUGAUUUAUUCCUACUAAAACAUAAAUCAGUUGUCUUGGGGAGCUAUUAAAUUUUUUUAUGUUGCCUUAACUAUUUUUCAGUAAUAAUUUUCACUAAAACUUUCCUUUUAUUCUAAAAUUUUGGGUUGGUAUUGCAAAAUGAAUUGAAUGGAUGGUGCUUUAAUGAGAGGAGUAAAGGAAUAUAUGCCUCCUGUGUACUUUUGGAGAAAAUUGAAGAUUUAGUUUCCAUUUUUUCUUUAUCAUAAAAUAUUUGAGCCACUGUAUAAAGAUGAGGGUGUAUAUGUCAAGUACUUACCUGAAAUCAACAAAGUCAGGACUGUGAAGAUAUUUUUCAUGUAGUGGGUUUUUUUUUUUAAUCAAUUAGAAAAUCAGCUCCCUCUUACUCUUAUAUUCUUGCCAAAAUGAAUCCCUUUGAUUUUUAUUAUUUGCUGCUAAAGUAUAUUAUCUGAAGGUGUACUAUCUUCUGAAUUUCUGUGGUAUAUGAGAUCCAACUGUUUUGGAUAUCCUUUUUGAUUAACCUGUGACUGGAAAAUAAGUCUUCAUUUUUCUCCUUUUCAACAUUUGUAAUUUGUGUCCUAUAUAUGCCCUUGGACCCUUCCAUAAAUUAUUUAUGCUUUUGACAGAAGGUACUUUCGGUUUAUUGACAUUGAAUUGUUUUCUAAGUUUUUCAUCACAGGAAUCUCCAGCAUGGUAAUAAACAAUUUUUUAAAAAUCUAUUAUGGCAGAUUUAUUACCUAGUAAUUAAAUUGGUCAAAAACUCUUUAAGUCUUUAGUAGGGAAAAAAGUAGUAUAUUUUCUCUCCAUUUGUAGAUAUAUCUGGUUCAAACGGUUCCUUGAAUACUCUUGAUAAAUACUGGACACUGUUGUCCACAUUCAGAAAUAAAAUGCCUUUUCAAACACACUGAUAUUUAUUUAGCAUCAUACCUAAUUAAAGAGUCUUGAAGACUUUUAACUAUUACGUACAUUAUGUGUAGUGACUGUCCAUGAACAGAAUCAAUCUUAAACUCAGUGAUUAUCUGUGAAUAUAGUUCUUCAUAGGUAACUCCCUUCCUGCACCAAUUUGGGAAAGUCACUUUCAGCUUAAAGAAAAAGGGUUCCAUGAAAAAUAUCGUGAAUAAUUUGGAACUUUAUUCAUAUUUCUGAUGUCUAAUAAUUAUUUGAAGUAUUUUGUUUCUGAUAAAUAUUCUUUUCCUUUGUCUGCCCUCAUCAGGAGAUUGUUCACCAUUUUUAUGCUAUAUUUACUGACUUAAUACCCUUAAUGCUAACUUUCAGAUAGUUGAAAAUGUUAGAGGAAGAUUUUAUUGCGUUUGGAAAAUCUCCGUACAUUCCAUGCAUGGCAUUUUUGUAGUUACAUCUGUUUGGAUUAGUUCUAUCACUGUUUUUAUUCCAAAAAUACAAUGUCAGCAAACCGAAAUGCCUUUUUUUUUUUUUUUUUUUUUAAGUAACUAUAUUUGUUACUAUCACCAUAUGCACUCAUUGGGUCUAAGGGAAAUGUCUAAGUCCUUUCAUUUAAAUUAUUUUAUGAUACUACUGUUUUCUCUAUUUUUGAGGUUUCUACUUAUUUUUUAAAAUCUUUUGAAGAGAAGAUUAUUACACUCAUUUGAUGGAAGGAAAAAGCUCUUGGACAUAUAACCAUGUAAUUCUAUGUGAUUAUUUAGCGUACUACAUGGUUGACAAAUACCUAGUUCUUUACUAAAAAUAAACCCAUCACUAUAAACAUUUCAAAACUGAAUUUUAAGCUUAUAAAAGGCCAACUGACUCUUUAGUUGUAAUGAACUACAAGUGCUUGUUCACAGUUGACGUAUCUGUGUACUGUGGGUGGCCAUGACUUGGCAGAGGAUAUAUUCUAGGUAUACUGGUAUAUAUAAAUGGUAGUUGGCUUUGUUUAUAUUUUCCACACUUGAGGAAGCAUAAUAAGAAAUUUUUCUGAGUAAUGAUUUUACAAAAAAACAUUACUUACAUAAUUUAUACAAGAAACUUGAACAAUUUUAAUCAGAAUUUUAAUUUCAAAAAUGCUUUAAUAGUCCAUGUUUUGGAAUACCUGUGAAGUAGUAUGACUGUCUCAUGUUAAAUAUUUAUUUUCUCCUUUCGUUUUGGAACAGCAUUUUUUCAUUUAAAUAAGUUCUACUUCAUUUUAAGAAAUUCAGGGAAGAUUUGGGCACAUUGAAGAUGAAGUAUUUUUGUGGUAUUUGUACACUGUCCUAAGUAGUAGACUGUAGAAAGCAUUUUCAUCAGAUGAAGGUAAUAAAUCAGGCCAACAUGUAGAUCAUUUAAACUCUGAACUUUACACCUACAGAGUUUAAGUUAUAAAGUGGCACAGAAUCGUAACUUUGCACUGAGUAUCUUUUCAUUCACAUCUCCUCUGCCUUAGUCACAGUGGCAACAGUACAGAAAAUUCUAUUAAACCUCAGAAUAUAGUAGAAAUAAUUAAGCUGUUGAAUGAGUCUUAAAAAUUAUACUACUGUUAAGUGGACCAAGUUUGGUUAAGCAGAAUGUGACAGGGGUUGAUUAAGGAAGGAACAAGUCAAGGACAUUGGGAAUGGUAACUUUUCCACUUGAGAACUACUUUAUGUUUUACUGUAAUUUUUAAAGGUUUUUUGUUCUUUUUUGUUAUUUUGCAAAUGAAAAUAGUAUUUACAGGUGGCUUCUUUUAAACUAUAAAAUAUAAAGCAGGAAUGUAUAUGAAAUGUCAGAUUUUAUUGUAUUUGCAGAGUAUUAGCUUUGAAAUUGAAUAAAGAAAGCUGUUUGUAGUUUUAAAAUGCCUUAUUGGUAUCAAUUAGAAAUUUCUUCUAUUUUUUGAUGUACUUAGAGCUCUUUUGAGGUAUAGAAUUUUAAAUGGCAGGAUUUUACAGUGUUUACAUGCAAGUACAUUUUAUAAGUGUUCUAUAUGUGUAAAAUAGUAUUUUCAACUGGAAAGUGUUGGCCAGUGCAAAAAGGCCUGGCCUUUUCCUAGUUCCCAUGAUGUUGCCUACACUGCUAGAGUACAGUAUUGCUUUGUAUCAUGAGGCCAAGAAACUCCAUGUUGUUUGUAAAUAGAAUAAUUGAAAAAGCAAUAAACAUUUAUUGAACAAAA
This is a messenger RNA of Octodon degus (degu), 5095 nucleotides long. RefSeq names its product QKI, KH domain containing RNA binding (gene Qki). Lineage: Eukaryota; Metazoa; Chordata; Mammalia; Rodentia; Octodontidae. The coding region runs from base 16 to 975 and encodes 319 amino acids. The record is from RefSeq and is a predicted model, not a curated record. Gene Ontology annotation, biological process: regulation of mRNA splicing, via spliceosome. Gene Ontology annotation, cellular component: nucleus. The transcript has 7 exons. Gene Ontology annotation, molecular function: mRNA binding.